This is a messenger RNA of Babesia bigemina, 570 nucleotides long. RefSeq lists its product as hypothetical. Bases 1 to 570 code for a protein of 189 amino acids. The transcript is spliced from 6 exons. NCBI's taxonomy places the organism in Eukaryota, Apicomplexa, Aconoidasida, Piroplasmida, Babesiidae. The record is from RefSeq and is a predicted model, not a curated record.
AUGAGGGGACUGGGAGCGGCAGUGGUAGUGUUGCAGUUGGCUGAGGGGACUGGUAGCGGCAGUGUUGAGGGGACUGGGCGCGGCAGUGGUACGUGUCGCAGUUGGCUGAGGGGACUGGGAGCGGCAGUGGUAGUGUUGCAGUUGGCUGAGGGGAUAGGGAGGAGAAGAUGUCGUGGGAGAAGUGUAAGUGUAACAAAAACUGUACGAAGAGUGACUGUUAUUGCUGUUACUCGUGGAAUGAAACAAUGCCAUACUAAUGGAUGUAAAGAGUGCAACACCGCCGAAUGUCCAUGUAAGUGUUGUGAUGAGAAACGCUUUGAAGCUUCCCGUCGACAACGUGCCGCCGGUCAACAGCAAUCCCUUACUUCCUCCCAUGUCUCCUCUUCUACCACCGUACAACGUUCCACCGGCGGACCCGGUACUGCUCACACCACGAAUCCCUCCAAGUCUUCAGAUCUCACAGUUGCCAUGAUCAUCGUCCCCGUCGCCCUCAUCAUCGUCGUCAUCUGCGUCAUGGUCUACUUCCGCAUCCGGCCGUUCCACAGGGUGCGGUAUCUACUGCGCAGCUGA